CGUGGUCCGCUGCGACUGCGCCAGGUGGGGCCCGCAGCCGCCUCCCCGCCAGGCUGUCCCCGCGGCCGCCUGGCCGCCCUACCUUCUUUCCGCCUGCCCGCCGGCCUGCCCGCCCGCCCGCCCCAGGAGUUAACCAAGGCGCAAUGAAGAGCUUCUUACAGUGAAAGGAAAGUAGGUCGCACCCACUGAAAAUGCCUUUGAGGGACAAAUACUGUCAAACUGACCACCAUCAUCACGGAUGCUGUGAACCAGUUUAUAUCCUGGAACCUGGAGAUCCUCCUUUGUUACAGCAACCACUACAGACAUCCAAAUCUGGUAUUCAACAAAUAAUUGAAUGCUUUCGAUCAGGAACUAAACAACUUAAGCAUAUUUUAUUAAAAGAUGUGGACACUAUUUUCGAAUGUAAAUUAUGCCGCAGUCUCUUCAGAGGAUUACCAAAUUUAAUUACCCAUAAGAAAUUCUACUGCCCACCAAGUCUCCAGAUGGAUGACAACCUUCCUGAUGUAAAUGAUAAACAAAGCCAAGCCAUAAAUGAUCUCCUAGAAGCCAUAUAUCCAAGUGUGGACAAGCGAGAAUAUAUUAUUAAGCUAGAACCCAUAGAAACGAAUCAAAAUGCAGUGUUUCAGUAUAUUUCAAGAACUGAUAAUCCUACUGAAGUCACAGAGUCAAGCAGUACUCCUGAACAAACUGAAGUUCAAAUACAGGAAGCUAGUACUGAACAGUCUAAAGCAGUCCCAGUUACUGACACAGAGGUGGAAACUGUAGAGACCCCUCCUGUUGAGAUUGUUGCAGAUGAAGUUGUACCUACAUCUGAUGAGCAACCCCAGGAAUCACAGGCUGACUUGGAAACUUCUGACAAUUCUGAUUUUGGUCACCAGUUGAUAUGUUGUCUUUGUAGAAAAGAAUUCAAUUCUAGACGAGGUGUUCGCCGCCACAUUCGAAAAGUGCACAAGAAAAAGAUGGAAGAACUGAAAAAGUACAUUGAAACUCGAAAGAAUCCAAACCAAUCCUCUAAAGGACGCAGUAAGAAUGUUCUAGUUUCAUUAAGUAGGAGUUGUCCAGUAUGUUGUAAAUCAUUUGCUACAAAAGCGAAUGUAAGGAGGCAUUUUGAUGAAGUUCAUAGAGGACUAAGGAGGGAUUCAAUUACUCCAGAUAUAGCAACAAAGCCUGGGCAACCUUUGUUCCUGGAUUCUGUUUCUCCUAAAAAAUCUUUUAAGACUCGAAAACAAAAGUCGUCUUCAAAGGCUGAAUACAAUUUAACUGCAUGCAAAUGCCUCCUUUGCAAGAGGAAAUAUAGUUCACAAAUAAUGCUUAAAAGACAUAUGCAAAUUGUCCACAAGAUAACUCUUUCGGGAACAAACUCUAAAAGAGAGAAAGGCCCUAAUAAUACUGCCAGCAGUUCAGAAAUAAAAGUUAAAGUUGAACCAGCAGAUUCUGUAGAAUCUUCACCCCCUUCCAUUACCCAUUCUCCACAGAAUGAAUUAAAGGGAACAAAUCAUUCAAAUGAAAAAAAGAACACACCGGCAGCACAGAAAAAUAAAGUUAAACAGGACGCUGAAAGCCCUAAAUCAACUAGUCCGUCGGCUGCAGGUGGCCAGCAAAAAACCAGGAAACCAAAACUUUCAGCUGGCUUUGACUUUAAGCAGCUUUACUGUAAACUUUGUAAACGUCAGUUUACUUCCAAACAGAACUUGACUAAACACAUUGAGUUGCACACAGAUGGAAAUAACAUUUAUGUUAAAUUUUACAAGUGUCCUCUUUGCACUUACGAAACUCGUCGGAAACGUGAUGUGAUACGACACAUAACUGUGGUUCAUAAAAAGUCAUCUCGCUAUCUUGGGAAAAUAACAGCCAGUUUAGAGAUCAGAGCUAUAAAAAAGCCUAUUGAUUUUGUUCUAAAUAAAGUGGCAAAAAGAGGCCCUUCGAGGGAUGAAGCAAAACAUAGUGAUUCAAAACACGAUGGCACUUCUAAUUCUCCUAGUAAAAAAUAUGAAGUAGCUGACGUCGGUAUUGAAGUAAAAGUCACAAAAAACUUUUCUCUUCACAGAUGCAAUAAGUGUGGAAAGGCAUUUGCCAAAAAGACUUAUCUUGAACAUCAUAAGAAAACUCAUAAGGCAAAUGCUUCCAAUUCACCUGAAGGAAACAAAACCAAAGGCCGAAGUACAAGAUCUAAGGCUCUUGUCUGAUAACUUCAAGUGAUGUACGAAAAGGUUUGGAGUUCAUUUUUGUGGAAAGAUUUUAAAUUGGUGUUAGAACCACUUACGUCUUCACAUGGUACUAUGAGAGAAAAAACAUUUUCAUAAAAUUUCAACUGUAAUUCUGUUUUCUUACUAAAAUAAUAGCCAUCUAACUACUUGUUUUUAAGGCAAUGCCUAUUCCACCACUUUCAAGUAGAUGUGACAUUACAUAUCGUCAUCACAGUCCAUCAGCUAACCACCUUCACCUUGACCUUGUGAAUUUGGUCUACAGUUUCUACAAAAAUGUUGCAAAUUUUGUUUUCCACAUAAUUUGUUGAUUAAAGUCAUCAACAACCUGAAAAAAUAUCGGUUUUUAAUUGACAGAGAUUUUAUAUCUUAGUGAUUUUUAGCUGUUUCACUGUAUUUGGCAAAUUUUUUUCUGGAUUGUACAGAUAUAUGAUUUUCUAGUGAGUGUAUAUUAGGAACAAAGACAGCUUAGUGUCAGCACAUUAUAAAUAUUUAGUCUACUAAAUAUUUGUAAUCAUUUUUACAUCCGUUUAUUUCUAACUUGUUCUCUAGCAUUUAAAUCUUUGAAGUUUUAUUCUAAAGUAUAUACUUCAGGAAAGUUCCAGCUCAUUUUCAUGCAUGGAUCAUUACAUUUUUCAUUUAAACAUCUGAGGUUUUUAUGAAAAUUAAACAUUCCCCUAUUUAAAUUUUAUAUAAAGCACUUUAAUGAUAGAUGCAACCUUAUUUUUCAGUUUCUAUUUUUUUAAAGACCACACGUUUACUAAUGUUAAUAUGAAGGUAGUAAAUAGCUUCCUGAUGUUUUAUGGAUGCAGACAAUCCAUGCACAACCACUUCUAUGAUACUAGUUUAUUUCUUUAAACAUUGCUAAAAAGGAAGAUGGGGGUGUAAACCCUGAUUUUUUUUUUUUCCUCCCAAGAAAAAUUUAAAAUUACCACUUUAGCUAUUAUAUGAUUUCUACUGUAAAAUUUAGAAAAUAAUGAAUUCUUGUCCAUUUUUAUAAUCAAGAUUUUAGAAAAAACAGUAGUACAUCUAUCUUUAUGAAAUUUUGGGCAGGUUUUUGUGUAUCAAUGUUUUGUACUUUUUAGGGAAUAUUUUAUUUUUUAGUAAUUUGUGUCAAAUUAUAAUUUUAAAAGGUACAGCAGAAAAUAAUACCAUGUUUUUUAUAUAGGUUCAAAUCUGUACUUAGAAGGGACCCUGUCCAUCUAUAUACUUUUUGUAUAAAAUUUUAAAAUGUUUAAGAUUCACAAGGUCAUAAAAAUGCUCUAUAGCUAGAAAACAUUUACCCUCUUAGUGCUUUGCACUAAAAUAUACUGUGAAAGGAAAUUAGAAAGACUGUAAUUGUUGCUGGAAAUGUUCUAUAUUGAAUGUACAUGCUCUUGUUGGAAAAAUGUACUAUAUGUGAUGGAAAUAAACCAGACUCAAAGUUAUUUCAGCUAAAUGUGCUUCAACAAGGGUGCAUUGGUUGAAACUUAAAUGUUUUAUUAUCAAAUUUAAACUUUCAGUGACUAUGAGCAGCUACACUUGAAUUAUAACUUGAUAGUUUUAUUUUUAAGAAGUAAUGAUUUCUUUUUAAUUUAAAAACAUUACUUUUCCACAGAUGGAAAAUUUUUACUUGUAGGUUUAACUUUAAUUGGCUAAUAGCAUAAUAUAUUUAGGGACUAAAUGUGUAGGUGGUAUUUCAUUUAUAAACCAUUUUCAUUAGUUGCAUGUUAUUAAACCUGUAUGUUUUCCUUUUUGCAAGGUGUUAUCUUUUAUGCAUUCCUACACAUAAGACAUAUUCCAAAGUUAUUUUCCUCACUUAAGUAGCAAUAAUUAUUAAAAAGAAUUCUUAAAAGACAGAAUAGCUCUUUGAUACAUCUUAUCUCUGUAUUAGCCUUUUCCACUCAGCUUUACUUGUUAAAUACUGUAGGGAAGGAAAAAAAAAUAGCCUCAUAUCUGGGGUGAGGGGCAAUUGCUGGAAGACUCUUUAUUCCACCCACCAGUUUCCACAGGACCAUUCAUAAUGUGUCUCCUCCUUAAUAAUUCACAACAGAACUUAAGGAGAAAAUGAGAGUUCCAGGGACUGUUGAAAGAUUUCAUCUGGGUCAUGUAGAAAAAACAGCACUGUCAGGUCUUGUCUGAAUUAGAAGGGCCUAGAGAGAUUGGGAACAUUUUAUAAUAACCAAGUUAAUGGAUUAUGACAGAUAUGACCGAGGCUAUACUGAGACCACGUUAGAAAGGUAAAACAAGCAAUUAGAAAGUAUUUGUUCUUCUUAUUUCUUUCUAAUCAUUCAUCCUUAUUUGUUUUUAUUUUGACUCUUGAGUUCUGUCAUUUCAGAGUCUCAGGCUUGGGGCUCUUGAGGACAAGAGGUUUAAGAAAUUUGUGCCAGAAUCUUUUGUGCAGAUAGGUUGUAUAAGUAAAUGUUUGUGUGACUUCUUUGUUUUAGUGAGUAGUAAUUAAGCAUAGAAAGUGCCAUGAGAAACUGCUUAUUUUACAUUAAGAUCUAACUCUGGUUAUAAAUUAUAUCUACUGCUAUUAUAUCAUUUAAUAGUUUUUCUGUAGAUCAUCUUAUCUUCCUAAGGAUACUUUUCAUUGCUAAGUGUGGUGGAAGAGAGCAAUAUUAACAUGUAUGUAUAGUUUUGUAUUUCAGCUUCCGAAGUUUGGAUAGUAAAAGUGAGCUGGAUGAGGGCCCACUGACAGUGGGCAAAAGUUCAUUAGAACAUAUAGAUAUCACUUGAAUAUGCAACAAUCACUUUUGGUUCAUGCCUCUAUUUUCCCCUUUUCUUAUCCUUACUUGAAGAAAGAAACCUUUGAAAAAAAUAUUUAUAUUACCCAUCCUUAAUUUUUAACCAAAUUUUGUAUAUCUGAACUAAGUUUUUUGAUUGAGUGCAGAUUACUUUUAUUGCUGGAAAGUACAUCACUUUUUUUUUUUUUUUUUAGAAAAAUAUACUUGCUGUAAAUCUUUCUACUCAAUUUGCUUUAAAACUAUGGAUGCAGUAGCACAAAGUCUUGCGGUUUUGCUGUGGCUUGAAGUUAUGGGUAGAGAAGGAGUAGUUUUCCUAUAGGUGCUAAGGCAAAGAUGUAUGGAAAUAGGCACAAAUGGAUAUCAUUCAUUAUUGUGGACUUGCAAAAGAUCUUUUUGAAUAGCACAACAACUGAAAAUGAGUUAGAAAUGCUUCUAAAGUUUUAGAAAUUAUGUUUCUAGGCAUUCUAUAGUGGCCCCAGGAAAUAUUCUAGUUUCUUACUUUGGAGUUAUAGAAGUUAUUUUUCCAAUGGAGUCCGUAGUGUACCGGAAUAAUGAUUUAGCCAUGGCAUUCAGCUGAUCUGAAGACAGGCUCUAAGGUAUAUAUGCAGCAUGAUGUUGACUGUGCUCUUAGAUGAAAUCCUUCUGUACUCUAUGCUGUUCUUAUCCCUCUCUCUGGCUUUAAGAGCCAAAAGGACUGUGGAUUAGCAAUCUUAGGAGCAGCUAUUAGUUUGGUUUCUUAGGCAUUAGGCAUGUGGUAGAAUGCAAAAUAAAAAACCAUGUUUUACUUAAACUUACCUACAAUUAUCUUGGCUUUUCCAGCUUCCCAAAUUCAUUCCUCCCCUCUCUCAUAAUUUCUUUCUAUAUCCCUUUCCUCUGAGCUUCAGUUCUUAUCUUGUCUUGUUCUCUUCUGGUUAAUUAAAAGAGAUCCUUGGUACUAAGAUAGCUAAAAUGUUUUUUGGAAGCAAAGUAAGCGCAUGGAAAGUACACCUCAUUUCCUCUUGAAUCUUUGUUGCUCUACACUGGAUUUGGGAAGAAGUGUAUUUUCAAGCUAUUUAUUUUUGACACUACACCACCAGAAGCAGGGUGUAGGGGUGUUUUAACAAAGACCUAGUUGGGGGGAAAAGCCCAAAGCUAGACAUUUUGGUGUUUUGCCUAUUCAGUAGAAUUAAUUUACUUGAUUAUGUGUUUUUGCUGUCAGGGACUGUCUUGAUAAUUUCAUACUGUGCCUAGCAUGUUUUCAUGUGUAGGCACUUUAAAUAAAUGUUUGAUGAUGGUAUUAAACAAACAGCCUUUCCAUUUCAAAAUUAUUCUAUCAUAUACUUUGAGAUUUUUGAGUCUUAAUUUUGUAAACUUUCAUUAUCCCAAUAUUGAUGGAUCUCAUUUAAUUUAGAAAAUACCAUCAGUACUAAGAUGUUUAUGAAAAUAAAGAUAAUUCUGAGUAAUAGCUAAUAAUAACACUUAUGGAGUGUUUGUAUUAUGCCAAAUUAGCUGCUCUUUAUAUGCAUGAUACCCUUAAUCCUACCAAAAGUCCUACAAAGUAAGACCUUUUUCUUCACUAUCCUUAUUUUUUAGAAAUAAAAUAAAGCUUAGGGAAGUUUAGUGAUGUACUGAGGCUUACAUAGCUAGUAAGAGAGCUGAUCUUAUAUCUCACAACAGUUUGUGCCCUCAGUGCAACCUUACAUUUGCACAUUUUACCAUUUGCAAGAACAUUCAGUGUAUUAUUGGCAGCCUAAUGUAAUGAUUGGGAGCUAGAUUAAUUGGUGAAAAUUUGGGAUUCACAAAUUGUUUUCUAUGUGACCUUGUGCAGGUUUACUCAGACAGUUCGUGCCUUAGUGUUACCUCACCUAUAACAUGGAGAUGAUUUUUCUUACUUCAGGUUUGUUCUGAGGAUAAGAUGAAAAAUACUUGUAAAGUACUUAGAACAGCGCCUGGCAUGUUAAAAUAAAUAUUAGAUGUUAUUAUUGUAAGUCACUUGCAUAGCAUGUUCAAAUAUGCAAUUUUAUUGCCUACUAAAAUUAAAUUUAGAUAGAUAUUUGUGCAUUAGAACAGAGAACUUCAUUGCACAUCAGAUUUUAUCUGCUGCUUGUGUGUUUAUUUGGGAUUUUGAAGACAACCAACUAUAUUAUUUGCUAUUAAAUUCUUUUCUAGUCAGACAUUAGUAGUUUAUCAUUCUUAGAAAUUUGUUUUGCAAAGGCAUUAGGGAAUUUUAAGCACGUUUAUUAAGAUAGACUUUGCUUUUAUGAUUUCCUACCAGAACAAACCAUCUGUCUCAAAAUUCUCAUUAGUAUCCAUCUAUCACCCAGAUAUUUUUGAUCAUUGGAAAAUAUUGACAUGGAUCAAAUUUUAAUUGGAAAAUGUUGCUGAAAUAUUUCAUAAACAAGUUAGAGAUAUGUAGUACUAUUUGAAAGAAAGCAUUCGAUUGUGGAAAGAAUAGAUUCCUCAGGAGAGCACCAUUUAGCUGAGUCAGAAAUUUCUUUGGUGAAUGUGUCAUGAAGAGAUAAAAAAGAAACGGCAUUCAUCAAAAACCCUGCCCAUGGUAGUCAUUAGUGUUAGUUCUCCAAAUUUCAGCUAAGACCUUAUUACUGUUAAAUUAUCUGCUGGGGAAGUUUACCUACAUACCCAACUGUUCUUGAGCUUUCUUUUUAAGGGUGAGGGAAUGAUUUUAGGACUUCUUGUCUUCCAGGACUAGUAUAAUUUGCAUUAUCAGAGAACCCUUGUUUCUAGGUUUGGAUGAACCUUUGUGUUUUGAACUUCAGAUCUGAUGCUGGAGUUCUUACACCUGGAUUGUGUGGCUUCUUAAUGGUUUAAAUGUUUCAGGUAUCUGAGCCAUAUUCCUGACACACAAAACAUUGUAAUGUUUAAGUGAUAGAAUGAUGCAGUUGAAAAAACAGCCAAAGCAAAAUAAGCCAAAACAAAAAAUUUAAAAACCCACCCCACUUUGGAUGAUUGAGUAAUAGUAACUUGCAUCCUGUCUGGUGUCCUGCUGUAUAUAAUCUGGUAAUACUUUAAAUACAAGAGUUUGUAAUUAUGUUAUGUCCAAAUGAGAAAUUAUUACAUCAGAAUGAACCUUAAAUACAUAUAGUUUUCAUUACAAUUUGGCUUUCAAAUGUUGAACUUUAGUCCCUUCUAUUUGUGGAAUUAUCUUGAAAAUAAGCUCUAAGAAAUAGAACUGUAUCUUUUAGUCAGACUUACUUUCUUGGCUUUGCAAACAUUUAAAAAAAAAACAGUUGAGACUGUUCCUGAGUAUCUAGGUGUUUUUGGCACACUUGAACUUAUACCUGCUAGUUUUGACUGGGUGGAAAGAAAAAGCAAGGACUACUUCUAAGGAAAAACUAGUGAAGCACUAGAAACAUAGUAUGAACAAAUGGUUGAAUUACAUGAAAAAAAGACUUUUAGGGAAAGAAUUUUUAUGUAGUUUAAUUUUUGACAGAAGUUGUUAGGAAGAUAUAAGCUUCAUAUAGGAGAGUAACCAUGUUAUUUUAAUUCCUUUUGCUUAUUAGAUACAUUGAGUCCCUUGGGAUGCAACCCAUGUGACAUUUGAGGAUUCUGAGCACUUUCCUUUGUGUAGGCAGACUUUGGGAAGAUAAGCUAAGCUAAUGGACCAUAAAGUUCAAGUUUAUGAACACAUUUAGUGAAAUUUAUGAAUGAUUUUCAAGACUUAGAUCAUCAAGUUAUACUUUCUACAAAACAUCUGCAUAAUUUUCCAAUUUGUCCUUUUUUUGCCUGGCCAUCUUGACUAUUUAACUGUUGUUCCAAUAUGAUUCUAAAGAAAACCAAUUCACUUAUUUGCCACAAAAUACCAACACAAACAGAUGUAUGUACACAUAAGAGCAAGAAAAAAGGAGAUGCUUUUGUUUCCUAUAACUGCCCUGAAUUUCUUUUUAAUCUUUAAUUGUACAAUUAUUAUGAUAUGGAUUGUUAAUUUUUAAGAUUUAGAAGGCCCUUCUCUAGAACAGUUGACUAGGUCUUAGUAACUGUUCAAACCACAGAUGGCACAAGAUGGAAUUGAGAUUCACAAUAUUUCAUUGCCAGCCAUCACCCAGCUUACUAUGUUGUCUGAUCACAGGUGUGUGCAUGCAAACCCUAAAAUAAAAAAAAAAAAAAAAACUGUGUUAUUAUGGUGGUGUUUUCUUUUUUCUUUUGGUUACAAGCACAAAAUUUUACUUGGUUUGUAACUAGUGAGGGGUUUGUUAGAAGGCUUUAUGGGCAGAGAGAGAGUGGCCAGGACUUAACAGGAAUCAAGGAGUAAUUGUACAACUUGACUUCACCAUAGAGAUUUCAGUUGCAUUGACUUUUCCUAGUUUCUGUAGGCAUUACAGGAAAAUUCAGUGAACCUGGUGUUGCCCUCUUAGGGGCAGAAGUAUGCUUUUUUGCUGCUAUUAGCCCUUUUUAGACUCUGGUUCUACUUAAAACAACACACAAAUAAUCUCAAUUAUACCUUCUCAGUAUGGUUGUAACCAUCCCAUUACUUUCUGCUGCCUGCCUUCUCUGUGUCUUUGAGCUAUAUUUUCUCUUCAUACAGCUUGAGUUCCAACUCUUAUAAGGAACAAUUCUGGUUGGUUCAGGUAGAUACAUUGUCUAAUGGGCAGAUCUCCCAUGCCAGAUCUCUGUAGGUUGCUGGCCAUUCUGCAGACUGGCUGCUCUUAGGACAGGUGCUCUCUGCUAGUCCUAUCGUUUGUGAUCAUGGUGGCAGAGUUAGUGGCAUAAGUCAUGGCCCUAAGCCCAGUAAAAGGAAUCUUUUGGUGAGAACCUUUUGAAAAGGGGCAGCGCUAGAAUGUAGUAAGCUUUCUAAUAUAUGUGCUUUUCUUUUUAAAAGGUGAUAGAGUUAAAGGCGGCCUGUGGUCUUGACAAUUAUUUGAAUGCUGAACCAAAAGCCCUUCCCAUACUGAGAAAUGUGGGGAAUAUUCCCUUGAUCUGCACCUGUAGUUCUUAUUCUGAACUGCCUGAUGCCAUUUUUGUCUUUGGCUUUGUAGAUUCAUAGACAGCCUGAAGUUUUCACUGAGAAAGAGCAAUUACGUUUUCUGUAGCAACAUAUUAGGCCAUUCUGGCAGUUGUUGCUGUUUUCCAGACACUCACAAUUAUGCUGCACAGUUUGAGUUGGUGAUUUAGUAAAUCCUUGAAGUAUUGUUUCUGCUUUUCUACUUGUAUUUUUAGCAUUUGGGCUUACUUUCAUUAGUAGCUAUAUAAUCUGUCAUUGAUUUCUCCAACAAUAGACACUGUUGAGUGUCCAUGAUGUACCUGGCAACAUUCUAUUCUUUUGGGGGAAAAGAACACUAGCUGUGUAGUUUGGGCAAGUUACUUCAUCUUUCUAAGCUUCAAUUUGUCUGUAAAAUGGUAGCAUUAGAAACUACCUUAUAGGUAGGUUGGUUGUGGAAUUUAUCAAAGUUGUGUAUAAUGUAUUUAGCACAAUGCCUCAUUCAAGUAAGAACUCAACAAAUAUUACUGUUGUUGUGAUCAUUGAAUUGGUAUCAAUUUGCUGCUGAAAUAUUUUCUAGCACUUAGUUUCUGGUUAUCUUGCUUUGCCAUUUGAUGUUCGUUGCCUCCUCCUUGACAUCAAUUCAACCGUUUAAUGAAAAGUCAGAUGUAACAUCUGUGAUAAAGCUAAGAUACACAGCGGUUUAUUAAGUUAGAGCAUAUCAUUAUUUUACGGACUUUUAAUCUGUGCUUUAGUUUCAUGUUUCAGCAGCAACUUUUAAUUGUCUAAGAAUUUGUUGAUCUUUUUGAUAUUUUGUUUCCUUAUUAUUGGUAUCUUAUUGAAUACUACAUCAUUUUGAGUAGUGAAACUCAGGGUUGGUUGGUUGGUUCCUUCAUUUGUUCCCCCCUUGCCACUCCUUCCCUUCCUGCUUGUCUCUCUCCUUUCCUUCCCUCCCUCCUUCCUCCCUACCCUUCCUCUUUUCUUUCCUUUUUUGGUAAGCAUCAGGCUGUGGAUAUUUGAACAUAUUUUGAGCUUACAAGCAAAUUAUGUCUUAUCUUUGUGUUACCAGUGCUUUGCAGUGUACCUGGCACAAAACAGGUGCUAGGAGAAUGUUGAAGGAAGUAAAGAAGGAAGGCUAGAACAUAUCAGUUACCUUCAGGCCUAUCAGUAGUCCACAGUCUGUCUUUGCUUUUACUUCUUUUCCCAUUACUUUAUCUUGUAAUAUGUGAGUUCCUCUUCAUUUUUGUUAUUCAUUGUCUCUGUCACCUGCCUCCUUUGUGUGAGCCUCCUAGCUUCUGCCUUUUUUACUAAGUAGUGAUGACAAGUUCAAGCUCAUGGCAGUGCUGUAUUGACCAUAUUAACCCAUAAUUAAUUAUAUACUGUAUGGGUAUGCAUUUAGUGAUUUUUGGAUAAUUCUUUUUAGGAUUUACCUUUGUUUAAUUCAUGCCUGUCUAAUACUAUGCAGUGCAGCUUACCUUCUCAGAUAAUGAAACCUAUCUCUCCUAUCAAAUUUGUUCCUCCCUUAUCUGUUCCCUGUCUCAAUUAUUCUUAACCCUUAUCCUUCCACUUACUUAAGCUGAAAGAGUACUGGCAAAUAUCUUAUUUCCCUUACACUCUACCUAAUCAAUGAUCCAUGCCUAUCCAUCGUGCCUCUGAAAAUUGUUCACACUUGUUUCCUCCUUGCUAUCUCCACUUUUAGUUUGUUUAGUGUGGAUUCUUAUCUCUUACCUUCACUAACUCAUCUCUUUUCUAAUCUUUCUUCCAUGCUGCUGCCAGAACAAUCUUCCUAAACUACAAAUGUGUUAUUGUAUGCUCAUUGCUUGAGUAAUUUAUCAUCUUUCAAGUCUCAGCUUAAAUGUCACUUCUAAAUAAAGUUAAUUUAAACUAUGUCUCCUCUGCAGUUAUGUGUCAUCUUUCUUUCUUUGUUGUCAUCUAAUAUAAUUUUAAGUGUGUUUAUAUUUGUGCAUUGAUUUGUUUAAUGUCUGUCUUCCCACUGCAGAGUAUGUAAGGGUCUGUGGGAAUUGUGUAGACCCUGUGCCUAGCACAAUGCUUGGGACAUAGUAGUGCUUAAAAACUAUCUGUUGAAUGAGUGGAUGGAUGAUAACUUAUCAGUACUGGCAAAAAGACAGAAUUUCAGGGGAGUAAAAGGAUCCUAGAAUCUUCCUACAUUCCGGUAGACCUUGGUCUGUAGAUCUAACCUUUCUAAAAUAGCAGUGGGCUCUGCCUUCUGCCUUUUGAAUUUAUUCCCCUAAGGAUGAGAAUCAACAAUUAUGUUACCCCACAUUCACACUUUAGUGAAGACACCGUAUAUCCUUUCCAACCAAAAGAUGGAACCAGGUUUGAUCAUGGUUCAAUUCAAAGCAAUUUUAAAUAUGUCACACAUCUUAUGGAGACAACUUGCAUUUCUGAGGAAUUCUUAUCAAGUAACAGAUCACUAGACCUUUUUCCUGUCUAAAUAUUAUUUCUGUGCAUUUCAUCCAGAAAGCUUUUUGGGAACGGUGGCUUUUAAGCUGGAGUAUAAAAUAAUUGUCUCUGUAGGAAUUGUGCACUGCUUGAUGUCAGAGACUUCUUCUUAUGGGGGUGUUCAAUAUGUAGUUUCUUGUUUAUCAAAGACCUUAGAGAUAAUCUGCUGAAAUUGAUAUUUCAGCUGACAGCAGCUUCUCAAAUUCUAAAGCUUAAAAACAAAAUGUUGAAUGGGGACUUUUCUAAAAGAUAUACUUUCCUUCUUUGUAAACUGAGUUUAAUUCAUCCAGAGUCACCACAGAUAGGUUAAAUAUGAAAUGUAUAGAAUGAAUGCUAAUCAAUGCAUGAGUUUAGUUCAUUGGCCAAACCUAAUUGACCCUUUACAUUUCUUUAUCUUUUAUUUACCCAUUUAUUCAUCCAUCUACACUUAAACAAUUAUUUUAUGCCAAGUUCUAUACCUAGCAUUUAGGAUUUGAGGAAAAAUAAGACCUGGUCACUCUCAAGAAGUGUUUAGACUUUUUUCAUGUCUUUCGUCCAGUUUAUGUAUUCAGCUGUCUGUUGGAUAUUUCCAUGUGAUUGUUCUUAGCCACCAUAUGAAAAACUGAAUGUAUCUUCCCUUUAUUGCAAAUAUAUACUACCUAGAAAUACAAGUUUUUCUUGACUUCUUCUUAGACCCAUAGCACACAUUUCAUCAUUCUUGUUGUAGUCUGCUAUUCUACUUGCUUAACAUGUCUUGAAUCUUCUCACUUUUACCCUGAGCCAUUACUGUUUCUUAGUUUAAUUUUCCUUUAUCAUAUAUCACUAGCCCUGAGGUAAUAGCUAGCUGACCCUUCUUCCACUUGGCUCCCUCUUGAGCUGUUACUCCAUACUGAAGCCAGAGUGUAAAAUCUUGAGUCAUGCUCUUUUCUACAAGGCCCUGUUGACUCAGCUUGAAAUGUCUCUUAUAUCACCCACCCUUACUCUCUCAGUACUCAUUUCUUCCCUGUCUCCAAGGCAGGAAUAGAUGUCCCUUCAUUGUACUCAUCUCACUCUCCACCUGUCCCUCAGAGAAAUUACUGCCAUGUUUUGUAAUUAUCUGUGUAUUUGGGUUUCCCUAAAAAGACCGAAAAGGCCCUUUGAAGCAGGGCUUCAUCCAUUCAUCCUUGCAUCCUCAGUGCCCAACAUGGAACCUGGUACAUAAGUAUGUGUCUAGUAGGACUUGUGGAGGGAAUGAGUUUUUGGGUAUCAAUAUCAGUUAAGUGAAUAUCAGUUAAGUGACCUGCAAAACUGCUCCAGAAGAAUUUAAAAAUCUUUAUUUUGGACUAUUAUUGAAAUAAGUACUACUAGUUUGUCUUUAUUCCUAACUUAAUUUAGUCGCUAAACAUAUACUUGCAUACUUGGAUUACAUGCCAAUAGUGAUAAUCUGUGAAGUUGAUAAAGUAGUUUUUCAUAUUUUAGUUCUCAUGUUUUUGACUUUCACUUUGCUAUUGAUUGAAUUGAGUAUUUGAAUUACUGUUAGUAUGAAUAAAGUUGCCUUCUUGGAUGACUCUUGUAAUAAAAAAAUCACAGGCUUGUGUUAGUGGUUCCUUGUGAUUUCAGUGUAAUGUCUUCCAACAAACAACAAUUUGGGUCUUUUUGGAAAAGGGUAGACUUCUAGGUUAACCUCAGUUUUUUGAAAAAAGACAUUAUUGAAUCUCCUGUGAAGGACUUUAUGUAAAUAUGCAAAUUAACAUUUGUCUUCUAUAAAAUGGAGUGCCUGAAGUAUUUUGUAUACAUAAACUGUAUUUCAGUGUUUGGUAUUUAAAGGAGUUCUAUAUUUUGGUAAAGCUAAAACUACUCGGGAUAUACUAAUUUAACUAGAAUAUGAAUUCAAAUUGCAUAUAAAAAUUACAAACAUACAAAUAUUUGAACUCCCUCCACAUCUAUCAGAUUGCAUUAUGUGGUAAUGGGAACUGAGCUUCUGGUUGAGAAGCAUUUCAGAUAUUUUUCAAAUUUUGGAAUAUUUGCACAUAUAUAUAAUGAGAUAUCUUAGGUAGGGACCCAAGUCUAAUCAUGAAAUUCAUUUAUGUUUUAUAUAUAUCUUAUAUCCAUAACCUGAAGGUAAUUUUAUACAGUAUUUUAGCAUUCUGCUUUUGCCUGUGAUCUAUCACAUGAGGUCAGAUAUGGGAUUUUCCACUUGUGACAUCAUGUCAGCACUCAAAAAAGAUUCUGAUUUUGGAGCAUUUCUGAUUUUGAAUUUUUGGAUUACUGAUGCUCUCAACCUAUAUUUUGUACCAGUAAUCUAGCUGAUUUGAUGGGUUAACCAGAACUACUUGACUAUAAAACUAGACAAUCUCAGACCUUAACAUAUAUACAGAUCUGUUUCUUAUUAAAAUGCAGAGCCUGACUUAGUAGUUCUGGGGUAGGACCCAAGAUUUUCCAGUUCCAAUAAACUUUCCUGGGAUGUCCAUGCCUCUGGCCUGUGAUUCACACUUUGAACUAUAAGUCUAUAAAAAAAAUACCCCUAUAUUUUUAAAGAUUGCCUUUUUUAAAAGUGUGAUAUACUUUUACCUACUCCUGUUCACAAGUUAUGAGUUUCUUGGGCUUCAGAUCCAGUCUAAAAUACUUUUAGAUAUUCUCCUUCAGUAAGGUUUCAAUACACAGAAGCUGAACCUUUGUCCUCCUUUUAUUCCUUGAGCAUCAGAUGUAUGAUAAAUGUGAAUCUGAAAGUAUUUUUCAUUUCUGACCCUCCUGUCAGUUGUGGUCCUUUUAGGUCAACUAAAGACAAAUAUGGGUAGAGCAGGUUGUCUGUUCAGGGACCAAUUGCUCUUAAGAGUAAAAGUUGACCCUCUGAAGAUGACAUGCAUUUUAUUCUCAGUAUGAUAUUGUUGGGAUAGAUGUGUUUAUUGGUCUUCAGGUACUGAAAAUUUUCUUUACUAAAAAAAUUUUAAUGUUUUGCUUCUAGGUCCCCUUCAUUUAAUUUUUAAUUUGAUAUGUUCAGUAUAGGGGUGGAAAUAGUUUUAUAGACUUUAAUCAUCUUUGCUGCUGAGACUUAAAAACAGCACAAACCUUACUGGGGUUGAUUAUAGGAAGUUGAAGGGAUCUGGGACUAUGAUGUUUUGGGGUUGUGGGGUUUAGGCAGCAAGAUUUGUUUAUCUUGUUUUGAUGCAUAGGUGGAACCCUAGGUAUGCAGGCAAACAAGUAUUUGCUAGAUUGAAUUAACCCAGAUUCCUUUUUAGCCUCUUGAGUGAUGCAAGCCUUUGUAUCACUUGUUAAUUAAAGAGUUUAUUACUUGUAGGGCUAGUUGUGUUUGAAGUGAGGUGUUUAUUUGCCUUUUAAAGACUGAAGAUUUUAACUUAAACUUUAUUGAACAGAAGGUGAAAAAUUGUUUAAAGUGUCAUCAGGGGAUAGAUUAAUACUAAUCAGAAAAUUAAAUAUUUUUUUCUAUAGAGCCUGUUCAGGUAUCACAGAUCAAAGCAUUUCAUGAGUAUUCGAAUCCACUCUCUAGACCUGCUUCACUUUGGUCCAUAGGCACACUAUGUUCUAACUUUGUGGGAGGCAGAAUCAGGCGCUAGGGUUCCAGAGAUAAGCCGUAGUUCCUCCUUGGUACUGUGGGAGAGGAGUACAUUGUAAGACAAGAGAAGUGGAAUAUUAAGGCACACUGAAGGGUUGCAAAGGUAUCUCAUAGUUUCUAAACUCAUUUUUGAGUUUCAAAAGAGCUAAACAAAAAAGUGCGCAGGUUGGUAUGGAGACCUGAAACCACAUUGCAGAUUAAGGGAAGGAAUAUGAGAAAGCAGAGGCAAAAUUUAAAAAGAUCUUACGAACCAAGUAGGUUGAACUUUAUUGUCAAGAUUAGGAGUAGCUUUUGAAAGGACAGGAACAUCUCAUGACACCAAAGAGACUAUUGGAAUGAGAGGAGAGAUAAGAGUUGUAUUAAGAAAAUCACUUAAGAGCCAGUGUCAGAAUUCUGUAUAAUAGAAUGAUGGGACUUGAAUUAAGGUAAUGGCAAUAGAGACUAUAGAGAAGGAUACAGAUGGAAUAGUUAUUUCAGAAGUGGAAUUUUGCAGACAGUGGAGAUGAAGACCUCUUGUAUGGUUUCUAGUUUUCAUCAUUCCAGUUGGGUGGGUGGGUGUUACCAUUCUUCAAGGUUGGAAAUACAGGAGGAGGAGCAAGCACUUUUCUGAGGGAAAUCUUGGAAAUUUUAGACAUGCUAAUUUAGAUGCUUGUGGGACAUCUAAGUGGAAAUGCUUAAUAGAGGCAGGAUAUGCAGGUUAGCUGCCAGGAAAGAGACCCCAGGGGCUAUGUUACUGUAGUUGUUGAAGCCACAGGUCUUGAGAUUACUAGGAAGAAUAAAUAGGAUCAGUAUUAUCUACUACCCUGUACAUCCUUUGGCUUAUUAGUUAAUUUAGCAGUACCUACUUUCUGUAUAUUUCAGGUUUUCAUUUGAGAAAUGGUAUUUGGCUAUCAUUAAUUCUCUCAUCUCUCUAUCCCCCAACCCCUGUUUAAAAAUAUGUAAUAUGAUUUAUAUGUGAUAUUACUCUGAGAAGUGUAAUUAUAAUAUUAUUAGGAAGUGUGAUUUGAUCUAUGUGUUGUAUUCACAGGGCUUUUGAGAUAAAAUCUCUUGAGACCUAUUUUAAAAGAUUAUUUUUUUUUAAAGGAAGUAUUUUUUAAAAAUAAAACAAUAUAUUAGUGUUCUUGGCCUGGACAAUAUUUGUUGGGUCCCAUAGUUUUGAUUUGUCCAGUUUGCAUGACAGUUUAGUCCCUGUGACUCUUGCCAAGACAGGAACUGUGUCUGUUUCAAUGUAGGCAUCAAAACUAGGGGGAGCCAUCUGAGUGAUAAGAUCUAACGGACAGACAUGGUCCAUGUGAUAAAUUUAAGUGAUUUAGUAUCCAUAUGCAGAGUCAAGGGGGAAAAUGAUGCUGUUAAAAGUUAAACAGGUGACUUGAAGUAUAUUAAUUUUACUUUGCAGAGGUGUGCUUUUUGGGCUCAUGAAUACUUAUUACAAUAAAAGGUAGAUCUUGCAUUGUCAUAUAUGUUCCUCUGACCCUCACUGGUUCUUCCCUCUUCAUCUCUUUUCUGAAGGAAGAACAUACUGAUAAAACUUACCUUGAUCUUGCCAUCUAGACAACUACUAGAGUUCAAAUAGAAAUUUUUGUCCCCUUGAGGCAGAAAUGAAGCCUCAUUGGGGAAGUUUAUUCCCUAGGCUAACGGUCUUAGGAGGGUAUGCAGAGUGACUUUAUAGGACUUAGCCCAGCUUAUGAUUGAGACUUCUGAUUUAAUACAGAAAGUGUAAGUCUGUAUGCCAUUUGAAUUGAUUAUUUCAUUGUGCCAAUAGAAAGACUAGGUAACUUAUAAAUAUCUAUUCUUUUUUUCCACCUUUUAUUGGUGCAUUAUAGCUGUACAUAAUGUUGGGAUUCAUUGUUAUAUAAUAGUACAUGCACACAAUAUAACAAUAUAAUUUGGCCAAUAUCAUUCCCCAGUCUUUACCUUUUCCCUCCUCCCUCCCUAUGGUCGACCAGCUUUUCAAUAUUAACUAAAUAUCUGUCAUUAAAGGGAAGAAUUUAGUAGAGUAAAAUUAAUGGAUGACUUAUGAUCCCUAAAAACUGGAGUUAGUGAUAGAAAUGCUGAUAGACAUUAGAGAAGGAUAGCUGUAGAAAACAAUUAUUUUGUUAUUCCUUUGUGAUCUAUAGUAAAUGGAAAAGUGCCCCCUCCACACACCAACUUCCCAUUGUAAUGUUUGAAAAUGGUUACUUUUUCUCAUGUUGAACUUUAAUCAGUAGGUAAGGGCCUAAAAGCCCAAGAUCCCCAACCAUAACCCAAGGCACACUGCCAUAGCACAGAACUGCACCAGCCUAGGAUUUUACUCAUGUCUGUUUCAAGUCUUUCUUUUUAGUUAAUAUGUUUAAACACCAAUUUUUCCCUCCAACAAACUUCUAUAUAUCAAUUCCCAUUUGAGUAAAUUCCUAAUAGAUUAUUGAUAAAGGUAAUUUUGGGUGUUUCAAGUAUUGUAACAAAAAAAACAGUGAAUAGAAUUUUGGAAUCUUUGCUUUCUGGAUUGAAGACUUAUCUGUUCAAUAGCCUUUAUAUUUGUUAUUCUUUCUUGCCCUAUGCCAAUAUUUUAGAGGUAAAUUUUGUAAAUUUAUUACAAAGCUUAUCAGUAUAUUACCAGUAACAGCAAUAACAACACACUUAUCCUUUAUCCAUCUAUGUUGUGUAUUUUGUGGAAAGUUAAGUGGUUAUAACAUUAUUCAAAUGCAAGAUUACUAGGCAGUAAAAGAUAGUUUUUUGUUUUGUUUUAAUGAACUUUUUUUUUUUUCAUGUAGUAACAGUCACAUCACUAUGUUAUCAACCAGGCCCAAUCCAUAAUCUUAAUAUGAAAGUAAAACUGGCACCUCUUGAUUUCCUGGUUUUGUGUUUUUGGGGUGGAGCUGACUCCUGAGUAUGAAGGUUGUGAUAGGAAAUAAUGUCAAUACCUGCAAGAAAAUGCUGGAAGAGGUGCAUUCUAUGUAUUUGUCUCUGUCUUGGGGCCCUACCCUAUUAAAAACUUGCAUUUAGAUGCAUGCUGAUCUUGGAUUUGAGCCUAGUUAGUCAAUUUUUGAUAUAUUACUAGUAUGUCAUCACACCUGUAUAGUGUUAUAUAAAGAAAAUUUGGCAACCCAGUGUUUGAAAAAUAAUUUCUAACAUUUUUGCCAAGUUAUUUAGAACCGAACUAUGACUAAAGCUAAUUGUCCUACUACUGACUACUACUGCCACCACUGCUACCAUCCUAGUUGAAUUGCUUUCCUACAUUGAUUUUUUUCACUUUGUCUCUGCUAUCACCAUAACUUUAUUACACAGACUUUAAAGUUCUCUUUCUUCUGUAAAUCUGUUCUUGACAUUUCCAAUUUAUGGAGACCUCUUCCUUUGGUGACCUCACAUCAUCUGCUUUAGUAUUUAUUUUUUGCUUUUAUUCUUUGUGCUAUUAUUGAAUUCUUAUUAGUUACAUUGUUCACAUGAUUAGAUUCUGAGCUCUUGAAGACCAACACUAGCACUAUUACCCCACAGCAUGAAUAAUAGUGUUAUGAAUGAAUGGACCAUUAGGCUGUCUCAAUUUUUCUCUGUUCUGUAAGGUGUCAGAGUUUCUUCUUAGUGUUUUCUUUUCCUGGUCUAAGCCUUCUAUUGCUCUAUUCUGGGCUACCUCUCAUUCUCUUAGAAUCUUCUGUUUAGGAAGGUUACAAGAUGAUUUUGGGGGAUUCUUGGACUAAUUUUUGGGGGGUGAUUUUUCACUUUCCUACCAGGAUCUGCCACACAAAUCCUAUCUAUUAUACUUUUAAUACUGAAUGAUUUAUUAGGAUGUUUGGUGAGUGUAUAUCCUAGAAGCAAUAGUUUGGAUAUGUAAAAAUCAAGGAAUCACUUAACCAGGUUUUUACUUUUGAUAUAAAAUAAAAAGGAAGAAGAAAAACAUUGUCAAGUUCUCAAACAUGAAUUUUCUUUCUCUGCUCUUUUGCUUACUAUGUUGCUUUUUUAGCUGGAUAGAAAUGGGGCAGGCAGAAGUACAAAUAAUUAAAAUAUCUUGUUAUGUAACUCACUGCAAAAUAAGGCUUAUAGUUAUUUUGCCACCUCAAAUUUUGUAUAUUCUUUCGAGUCAUAAUUUUGUUGACACGUAGAUAGGAAAUCUAGAGAUGUAGUAUAACUUGAUUUUAAAAGGAAAAAUUGAGGUAAGUGCUUGCACAAGGUCACACUUACAGUUAAAAGAAGUCAGAAACAAACCAACUAGGUAAUAAUAUGUAUAUCUAAAAAAAAUAAGACAGUACAAAGAGGUGUACUGUGAGAGAAAGGUAAGUUUGCUCCCUAGCCCAUCUCAGUUCUCCCAUUCUUCUCCCUGCUGGAGGCAAGCAAUUACCAGUUUCUUGGACUUUCAAGAGCUGCUUUAUGUCUAUAUAUCUAUAUAAAUGUAUACAUUCUCCUUUACACAAGUGGUAGCACAUUGUACAAACUUAUACCUUUUUUCACUUAAUAUAUCUGAAUAUUGCAGGCAUUCUUAUUUCUUGACCCAUGAAUUUUCCAUUUUAGUGCACUACAUAUUAUUUAGAUAAAUGGCUUUUGCUAACAAGAAUGAAUAGACUAUUAAAUAAUUCUUUAUUACUAGCAUAUCAAUUGAGUACCUUGUGUUUAACAUAAGUAGUAUUUCACAUUUCUUUUAGACAGAUCAUGGUCAUUGAUUUGUUUUAUGAUAAAUCACACUGAAGUUAACAAAUGAGAUAUUUCUAUAGUAGCUAUUUCUGCUAGUUACUAAAUAUAGCUAAUUGGGAUGUUUUAUUUUCAGUUUAAAAAAUAAGUGGCAGAGAUGAAGUUUUCGGAAAAAUCAUUUACAUUUAGAUUUGUGUAAAAGUCUGUAUGGUAUGCAUAACAGUUUAUCAGGGCCAGUGAGAAGCAAUGUUAUAAAUAUCAAUCACAAAGUUUUGUUUUAUUUUCUAAAUUUUUAAAUCUAAAACCUCAUGAAAAAUAAUAAAAAUAAUUUUUCAUUUGUUUCUAAAAUAAGUUUGUAAUGAUCUUUUUAUUUUUUGUGGUGCUGAGGAUUGAACCCAGGGCCUUGUGCCUGCUUGGCAAGCAUUCUGCCAGCUGAGCUAUAUCCUCAGCCCCCAUAAUGAUAUAGUCUUGAUAACUCACGAUCAUCUUGAUAAAAAUACACUCUUAAUUUUGAUCAUUCAUGUUUUAUUUUGGUUAGUUUAUUACUACAAUUAUUGCUUUAUUUUUCAGAGAUGAAUGAAACCUGUUAGACCUGGUUGAUUUUUAGAUCUUGGGAACCAUAUCGUGUCACAAAAAAGGAGUCCUAAAUAAAUGUGUCCCAUGCCAAAUGUCCAUGAUAGGAUUCAUAGAGAUUAAAUACUUAACAUUUGAAUUUUACUUUAGAUAAUUAAUCCUGUAUUCUUCCUAAAGAUGGCAGUACUUCUCAGUGUAUUAUUUAUAUUAGUGGAUAAUUCUGUGUGAAAAUACUAUAGUAUUAAUAACAAUUUCAACCACUGGCUGAAAAAAAGCUAAUCAGACUAAAAGCAUAUUGUCACAACACCAUCACAGUAGUUAAAAUUCAGUAGUAGAGCAAGUACAAUUAUGUCCUGGAGAUUUAUAGCAUACGUGGGUUAUCCUCAAACAUUAGGGAUCAUACAGUCCUAAUGGUUCUUAAUGCAUUCUGACUUCAGGAUUCUUGGUGCAAUAUAAUGAACUAAAGUCUUGUCAAGAAAUGCGAUGUCAUGUUAGGACUCUAUUAUAGAUCUCUUCUCUAUGGGAAUAACAUAAGAAAACAAAAACAGAAUAAACAAAGGAAAUCCCCAAGUAACAAUGUGUUGCAUAUAUUUGAGGACAUUUGCAAUGUUUUGAUAUUUAUAUUUAUUCUUUGAUGAAAGUUUAUAUUUUUAUAUAAACUAAGUUCUAUUUUAAUUUUUUCCUUUUGUUCAGGUAACUAAUUUUUUUUAAUAAACAAGACAAAUACUUAUUGAUGCUAUUUUAAAAAUGAACAGUUUCAGCCUUCUUCACUGUAAAAACUAAGCUCUAAAUUCGCAAGGUGGUGCUCUGGAGCAUGGAGAAAAACUAUUUUUUGUCGUCCUUUUCCACCAUUUUCAUUUCUAACAAACUGAUUCUUUCAUUUUUGUAUGCACACAUGUGCAUGCAUGUGUGAAAUCACAUGAAAUGGUAGUUCAGAGAAAUUGAAUAGUAAGACAGAGCAGGCUAGCUUCCCAGACUGGUCUCAUAGGUAACUUUGAAAUGGCCACUGUUUUCUAAGGGUGUCCCUGAUUAUUGGUUCAUCUAUAGAUGACUGGGUGCUAAAGGACUGUGUCACUGUAACCAGUCUCAUAGAUAUUGAUAAAUUCCAACAUGCCAGUUCUUUAAUUUGCAGUGACGAGUUUCCGGAACAAUAGCCUCUCAUGUUUGUGGGUCAGUUCAUUUUUUCCCAGUAGGCAAAUCUACAGAAAAAUAAACUGGAAGGUUGCAUGAUGAGCAUUGAAUCAGAUCUCAGUGUGAUACAUCAGUCUUCCCAUAGAAAUACAAUUUUCACUCAGACCAGAUGUUAAAUCUUCAGAGUACUCUUUCUACUAGAUCAGGCUGCAGAUACCUCACAUGGUCUUUUGCUUUCCUGAUUUCUUAUAAAGGUAUAAAUUAUCACCUUUAACACAUUUUUUCCUGAAUUUAAAACUGAUUUUAUUUAAUAAAAUUGAUCUAAUGUAUGUAAAACAGCCCAAUGUCUGGCAUACAGCCAAUAAAUGAUAACUUAUUAAGUGUAACUGGUACUGAGUUCACCUCAUUACUUGUAACGUCAAAGACAGUUUUUUGGACCAUUUCUGUAGACAUCUGACCCAUCUCAUCUUUUACAUUUUGAGUUAUUUUCAUGCUUUUAAUUUUUGUUUACUUUCUUAAUUCACUUAUCCUCAAUGUUGAAUCUGUGAGCUAAUUGGGACCAUAUCUUUUGGCUCUGCAUGAUUUUAUCUUUUGAGACUUUUAUUUUUAAAUUUCAGGUUGGUUUUUUUUUUUUUUUUUUUUUAUCUUGCCCCCAAAUACCCUGUUCCCAUUUCCCAUAGUUCUCCCAUCUGCAGUGUGAAUCUGUUGUAAGAUAUGAUCUUGAGGUUACUGCUUGGCUCCAGAAAACAUUUGAUUUUGUAUCUUAUUUGAGUAGAUGAUGUUAGUUAUUUCCACAAUCCCACAGUGGUGGGGAUUCGAACCCGGGCCUCCAGCAUGAGAGGCAGGCACUCUACUAGGUGGGCUAUAUGGCCCUCCUAGAUGAUGUUAGUUGUGGCUGUUUGUUUACCUUCUUUAGAGGCUCUGCUGAAAUUCUCAGAGUGGAAAGUUAAGUUUGAAAAUGGUAACUGCAUCUUAGAAUAGAAAGACUGCCAUGGCAUUGGCAGGUAAGGAUUGAAAGUCCAAGGGUGGAGGUAAUACAGUAACUGUAGAUCUGAUAAGUACACAGUUGAUAAAUUGAAACUUUUUGUGUGAAAAUGAUUAUAGAAAGGAAUGAUUCAAAUGAUUCAGUCUAGUCACCCCAGCAACAGUAGACACUGUUAGCCUUCUCUUCAUCCAUCUGGAGAAUGAGCUAUCCUUUUAAGAGUGACAAAAUAGAUUCAGGAAAAUGGAGAAAUUGUCACCAGUUCUUUCUGGUGUUUGUGAAAAUGUAGAUCAUGGUGCAUUUUUUAAGCUAGUGGUCUCAGAACCACACUUUGAGAACAGAGAGCAACCAUUUUAAGAGUUCAGAAGAGGGAUAGGUUAUUUCAGACUGCAGUAAUCAGGGAAAAUUAAUGAAAGAGAUUGGCUUUGGUCUUGGUCUUGAGAGAUGGACAACAUUUGAAUACAUAAGAAAGGGAAAAAACAUUUUUUAAUGGGUAAAAUGUCAAGAAUGAAAGCAUAUAAUUGAGCAAUAGCAUUUGUUUAGGGGAAUGGGAGGAUCAAAUAGUUUAUCCCAGAAGUUCUUAAAUAUGGUCCAUGAAAGAAAAUUGAGGCAGGACUCUUCAUCACUUGCCAGGUGCCUCUUGGUGCAUACAGCUUCAUGUUUCCAUGUGCUUUCUGAUGCUAGCAGAUCCAUUUUAGGAUACUUUUUGACCCUUUUUUUUUGGGGGGGGGGUUGCUGGGCAUCAAACCCAGGGCCUUGUACUUGCAAGGCAAGCACUCAACCAACUGAGCUAUCUCCCCAGCCCUAGGAUACUUUUUGGAAGCUGAAGACUGUCAACAUCUUCAAAGUACUCUCUUUCGCUGAACAUAUAGAGUGGAGGAGAUCAACACUCAGGGCAGAUGUCAAGUACACAGUAUGGUCUUCCUGCUUGAUGAGGAAAGGCCUGAGCACGUCAUUGUGCCUCAUUACUUUUUGUAUCAGCAGCUGUCACCAUCCUUCCAAGAAGUAUUGCCAGGAAAUUGGAACAGAAUAUGAUGUUUUUCUCUAUUAGAAAUUUGCUGACUUUCCAGAGGUCUUAUUUGAACUUGAAGGCAGAGUUGAUAAGUUGAAAUCCUUGGAGGAAUUUGGUGUUCCUUUACACAGGCUACCUUAAACUGGCAAAGGAUUAGUUCUGUAUACCUUUGUGAAUUAAGGAUUUCAACACUUGUUGCCUUGGGGAGAAAAGUCACAAUUGAUUAUCAAAGAUGAAGUAAGUAUUCCUAAUGUCACAGUUUUAUCUCAUUUUAGCUAAAUCUCUGAGAUUUGCUACUACGAAGUUAGAAUUUUUAGAAUUAUGUACUUUUUCUAGGAGGUAGCAAUUUUUUUCAUAAAAAUAUAACAGUGUGAGGGAGGAUUAUGCCCAGCAUAAUCGCUUGUAAAUUUUGCUUUUUAUAUAUUAUGUUCAGGGAAUCAGUUUCCAGGGCAUUUCUGCACAUGUUUUUGAAGGAAGAAAGCCACAUUUUAGUCAGGAUCUCAGACUGGUCUUUGGAUCCCCUCAAAGGUUAACAACAAUUGAUUUAGCUAGUGUGGAGUCAGUGGGAUGCUCUGGAUGAAUUUGAGCAAAGGAAUGACAGGAAAUAAGAAAAUUCAUCUGAAGAAUAUGGAAAGAAAAGCUUUCAGGAUCACAGGGUGAUUUAGGGAUUCAGGUUAGCCCUAGGAUAUGAGUCAUCCUAAUGAUCUGAAAAUAAUUUUCUAGGUAGUGCUCCUCAAAGGUAGGAACCUUGGGUUAUCUUUUUUGUUCUUAGUGUCUGAGCUUAGUGCCUAAGACAAAACAGCAUUCCAAAAAUGUUGAAUUAAGUUGAAAUCACUGUAUGAACAUGAAAACUGGACUGUAGUACCAAUAAUAAAUGCUCCUUGGUCUUAUCUGUAUUUAAUUCUGUUUUAAAGUCAUUUAGUAUCACAAGGUUUUUGAGAGAGAAGACUUCAUUACAAACUCCUGUAACCUUAAUCUUUUCAGGAAUAAUUAACACAAACUAUUGGCCUCUUAGGAUUUAUUUUCUUUGUAGAUUUUAUUUAUUUCUGAUAAUUUUUUACUAAAGGUAUUCUUCCAGAUAUGAUAAUUUAGAGGGAAAGAAACUUGCAGGAUGUCAUGACUAAUUAGUUGAUCAUCUAUUUAAGCAGCAAAGUAGCAUUCCAAUAAACAUCUAAUUUUUUAUUUGCUCAUCAUUAAAUUAGUCUGACAACUCUGAGUUAACUUUGGCUUAAAAUAUCAUUGAAACUUAUGUGUUUUCUAUUAAUUUAAUAUCAAAAGUCCUGGUACCAUAUCCCCAAGGUUGUUAUUUCCUUUAGGCAUUUUCCUGGAAGAAAGUUUAGCAAAACAGAUUCCCUAGGUAAACUUAACAUUUAAAUUCAUUAUGAUUGAAAGAGGAGGAUAUUAAGUUCAGGCUGAAGUUCAUUGUAACAUUUUACUAUUGUUUCCAUUGAAUUCUUUUAAAUAGAGUAAAGAGAAAAUUAUUGAAUUACUAUAAAAUAUUGGUAUGAUCUAAAACAUGUUCCAAAAAUAUGGUAAAUUUUUCUUUUUUUCUAGCAAACUUUGUGUUCCCAAGUCUGUGGAAAUUACAAUUCAAAUUACAUCUUUCAAAAGUCCAGAAACAUUUUCUACAGAAAAUAAAGUAGAAAGUAAUAGAGUAAAAGGUAAUUAAAUUAGAAAGUAAUAGAGAAAAGGUUUUAACUUCAUAAAAGACACUGGUUUGUUUAACUUUGUUAACAAGGGAUAAACUAAUGUUGAUUUAUUCAGAACUUUUGAGGAAGAUAGACUAAUUCUGUGAACCUCUUUUGGGGUACUGAGGAUUUGAACCCAGGGGUGCUUUACCACUGAGCAACAUCCCCAGUCCUUUUUAUUUUGAGACAGGUUAAAUUUUGCUGAGGUUGUAUGGAACUUGCCAUCCUGUCCCUGUCUCAGCCUCCCUAGUUGCUGGGGUGCGCCAUCGUGCCAGGUAGAUCAUCCAUUUUUGUUGAAAAUCUUUUCCUGUCCACCAUUUCCCUAUACCGUAUAAAAAUACCAUUUUCGUAAAUUGGAACUGGGAUAAAAUCAAUGGAUGCAGAAUGGAGUAAAACUACUUCUUUCUAUAAAGAUAAAAUAUGCCUAUUGUAUAAAAUUUGGGAGACAUAAGUUAGAAAAAAGAUUACCUGCAGCCUCAACACCUGGCGAUGGCCGCUUAACAUUUUGGUUUGUUUUUCUCCAUUAUUUUAUACACGUGUGUAUAAACAGGUACAUCCACACACUACCGAUGAAGAUGAAACAUUUCCCCAUCAUAUUUAGUAUAUUUUUCUGUAUCACUGGGUAUUAUUUCACAGCAUUAAUUUAAUAGACUAGUAUCCACUCGAAGAAAAAAUUACAAUGCCUUAUGGUCGGCUAAAGACUAUUUCCACUGUUUUUGAGUCCCCGUGGUCCCCUUUCCGUUUCGCCUUCCUUCUGGUUGUGCUCUUGCGGGGAUGCGCUGGGCACCCCACCUGAACUCACGUGCGCUCCCAGUGACUCCGCAGGGGACGCUCACACGGGACUUCCUGGGUCUGGGGCACAGCUUUAGGGGUCCUGAUGAGUCCUCCCACUCGGUGGGAGUGUCGCGGUAGAACCCGGGGUGCCGCCCUCCGCAGCUCCGUCGCACGGGAGCACCGGAGGCCGAUGGCGGCACCUCGCCGCCCGCCUGGGUUUCCGCUCCCGCCGAGCGGCGAGGCGCCCGCAGUUUCCUGCUCGUUUCUAACCGGCGUGUCUUUGUCUUUCCUCCCUGGGGUCCGCUGCUGCCCGUGCCCGCCGGUCGAAGCCUGGCGAAGCCGUCGCCCCGCAGCACCGCCGCCCUGCGCCCGCCCGCGGGCGCCGUCACCACGCGCCAGGCCGCCGCCAGCUGCCGCGCCAAGCUCCGCGGCGGCGCCGCCCGGGAGCGCCAGCACGCGCGCGGCCU
Molecule: messenger RNA, 27063 nt
Organism: Sciurus carolinensis (gray squirrel)
Lineage: Eukaryota; Metazoa; Chordata; Mammalia; Rodentia; Sciuridae
Gene: Znf800
Product: zinc finger protein 800
Exons: 6
Coding region: 192-2186 (664 amino acids)
Source: RefSeq, a predicted model, not a curated record